AUUUAUUGAAAAUUCUACCAAUCUAUUAAUUGAUUGAUUCAUCAAAUGUAUGUUUACGUUUACGUCUAAGCUUGUAGCAUAUAUGCUAUAUAUUAUACAUAACUUAUUUCUCCUUGAAAUAUGUGAUUUUCUUUUAUUUUUUGUACAUACUAAUAAUAUAAUAAUAGUUUAUAACAGGGAUUUACCUAUAAUUCAUUUAUGGUACAGUUAUUGACAGAACAAUUAGAACAAUAAAUAAAAGAAUUAGACGAAGAUAAGGGAAUUAAUAGACGCGUAAAUUUUUUAAAUGGAACACGUGACCGUAUGAAAUGGGUAGAAAGGCGCCGCGCACAAAAAUAAAAAUAUGCAACAGUUGAUUUAAAAAUUAAAGCGAAUAGAUUAAUUGUAAAGUAGUUUUGAUUACCAAAUAUUCUUGUUUCUUAAAGCAAUUUUAUUGUGAAUAAAAUCUAUUUUUUUGAAAGUAUCUAUCUCAAGUCAUUGAUAUGUAUAUAUCUUUGCUUAUUUUACUCUAAAGUGUUGGCUGUAAGAAUACUAAAUGAAAUGUCGAAAUUGAAGAGAAAUGCAUCUUGGUUAGAUUCAUUUGAUUUUGGUGAAUUUGAUGAAUCUGUAUCUAAAACAAUAAAUUUAUCGCAAGAAGGCCACAAUGAAAAAACUGAAAAUUCUUUUCAUGUUCCAACUAGUUUUCCUAUAACAAAAAAAUCAAGUUGUAGUCUAUCUGCUUUACUAAAUGCUUGCUCUGCACAAAAACAAUCAGAGUUAGCAGUUAGUAAACAAAAACAAAAUGAAAUUUCAAAAUGGUUUCAAGAAAAAGUAAAAUUAGGCAAUCCAAAUAUAUUAGUUAUUUCUGGACCAUCUGGAUGUGGCAAAACUGAAGCCAUUAAAAUUAUUGCAAAAGAGAACAAUUUUGAUAUUGUAGAAUGGAUAACACCAAUGGAUCAAGCUGUGGAUGAGAGUAAUCGAAUGAUGAGACAAGGGGAGAGAUUUGAAGACUUUUUGAUAAGAGCAACUCGUUAUAGUUCAGUAUUAUCAGAUUGCAGUAGGCGUUUAUUACUGAUUAAAGAUAUACCAAAUUCUUAUAUUGAAGGGAAAGAUGAUUUUGUUGUUUUGUUACAAAAAUAUUGCCAGUAUGGAAGAGAACCAUUAGUAUUUAUAAAUACAGAAACUAGUAACUCAAAGUUGUUAACAACUUUAUUUUCUCAAAGUAAUCGUGAUCGUUAUAGAAUUGAUUUGAUUAAUAUUAAUGCAACCACUCCAACAGCUUUAAAAAAUAUAAUGAAAAGAGUUUCGAGUAUUUUAAAUUCUAAAGCCAGUCAUAUGUUACAUAUUACACAAGAAAAGAUAGAUGAAGUGCUGUCAAAUAAUAUUGGUGAUGUUCGAAGUGCACUUUUAAAUUUAAUAUUUCUCUCUUUGAAAGUUACACGUAAAUUUGACAGUGAGUGCACUCAUAGAGAAGAAACUCUUGGUUUACUACAUGGUAUUGGUAGAGUAAUAAAUCCUAAAAGAACUUUUCAAGGAACAUCUUGGAAAUUUGUGCAUAAUCCAGAUGAUUUGGCAUCAACUUUUCAUUCACAUGCCAAUACUUUUAUCAAAUUUAUACAUGAAAAUUAUUUGAAUACAAUAGGGUCGAAUGUAGAUGGAGCUAAUUUAGCAAUAGAUACUAUAAGUUUAGCUGAUGUAAUGAAUUCAGAAUGGAGAGACGCUAAUAUACAUAAAUUAGCGCUGUCUUAUUGUGUUCGAGGUGUAAUGAUUGCAAAUGAUAAACCUGUAUCACAAUGGAAUCCAGUGCGGAAACCUUUACAUUCGGAGCAUGAUGUGCAAAGAAAUUUCGAUAUAGCAGAAGUCAAGUGGUAUGAAAAUUAUAUCAAGCCAAAGUUAAAGAAAGAAAUUAAUCGAGCAGAGUUGCCUGAAUCAAUAAUUGAAGAAAUUACUGAUUGGUGAAUAAACUGUUGAAAUUAUAAAUAUAAUAAUUUUUUAAGAACAAAAAUAAAUGGCAUAUUUUUU
This is a messenger RNA of Phymastichus coffea, 2001 nucleotides long. RefSeq names its product cell cycle checkpoint protein RAD17 (gene Rad17). Gene Ontology annotation, biological process: mitotic DNA replication checkpoint signaling; DNA repair; DNA damage checkpoint signaling. The record is from RefSeq and is a predicted model, not a curated record. The transcript is spliced from 9 exons. Bases 541 to 1938 code for a protein of 465 amino acids. Lineage: Eukaryota; Metazoa; Arthropoda; Insecta; Hymenoptera; Eulophidae. Gene Ontology annotation, molecular function: chromatin binding.